Lycium barbarum (goji berry) is the source of this 3267-nucleotide messenger RNA. RefSeq lists its product as uncharacterized. Gene Ontology annotation, cellular component: intracellular membrane-bounded organelle. The record is from RefSeq and is a predicted model, not a curated record. Gene Ontology annotation, molecular function: protein binding. Bases 390 to 2687 code for a protein of 765 amino acids. Gene Ontology annotation, biological process: autophagy. The transcript has 15 exons. Lineage: Eukaryota; Viridiplantae; Streptophyta; Magnoliopsida; Solanales; Solanaceae.
GGCAUGCGUAAAUCCAAUCUCUCAUAUGGAAUUACACCGGAUAUGUUGCUAUUAUUGUGGUUGUGUCCAGCAAGGUCAUAUCUGUCAUUUAACAACAUCACAACAUCAAAAGUAAACAUAUUACUGUCUGAAAGCCGGAAAAUCCAACCCCCCAAAAUCUCAAACACACCUUCGAUCAUCGUCUUCAUCAUUUCUUCUCAUCAUUUUCUCCGAAAACAUUUCUCUAUUCCCAUUUUGCCCUUCUCCAAGAUCUCAAAAUCCCCCUCAAUUUCCUGCAAAUUCGAGGCCAUUUCAGGGAAUUCAAUAAAACAAACCGAGAACUUUCAGUUCUGAAUAAAAUGGCGGAAAUUUUUGGGGCAUGAGGUAUUGGUUUUUGUAGGGAUAGAAUUAUGAGGGCAAAUUCGUCUUUUUGGGCUGAGAAUUCAAGUAGUGAUUCAUCAACGUCAAAUUCGGUUGUUCCACGGAAUUCGAUUGCGCAAAACCCUAAUUGCAAACACAGCUGCGGUAACGUCUUUCAGCUUUUAACGAGGAGGGAGGUAUCUCCUCGAACUAAACGCAGCUCUAAGAAGUUUUGGGGUGAGACCUCUAAAUGUUCUGUUCAUUCCAAUGCGUUAAAAAGCCAAGUAGGAAGAGACCCAAGACGGAGUCUUAUAUCAUGGGUAGAGGCAGAGUCAUUGAGACACUUUUCAGCUAACUAUUGUCCACUGUUGCCUCCGCCUAGGUCUACUAUAGCUGCGGCAUUCAGUCCUGAUGGAAAGACACUUGCUUCUACUCAUGGAGAUCACACGGUAAAGAUAAUUGAUUGCCAAAGCGGGAAAUGCUUAAAGGUGUUAAGUGGACAUCGCAGGACUCCUUGGGUGGUUCGUUUCCAUCCACUGUACUCUGAGAUACUUGCAAGUGGAAGUUUGGACCAUGAAGUUCGUUUAUGGGAUGCAAAAACUGCCGAGUGUAUAGGAUCGCGUGAUUUUUACCGUCCUAUAGCAUCCAUUGCCUUCCAUGCCCAAGGGGAAGUUCUCGCUGUUGCUUCAGGGCACAAGCUUUAUAUGUGGCACUACAACAGAAGAGGGGAGGCAUCUUCUCCAGCUAUUGUACUAAAGACAAGACGUUCACUUCGUGCUGUGCAUUUCCACCCACAUGGCGCACCAUUUCUCUUAACAGCUGAGGUCAAUGAUCUGGACUCAUCAGAUUCGUCAAUGACGCUUGCAACUUCUCCCGGUAACUUGCGGUACCCUCCUCCUACUGUGUAUUUGACAGAUGCUCACUCCACUUAUCGAUCUGCUUCAGCAAAUGAACUACCCAUCAUGUCUCUACCAUUCAUGAUUUGGCCAUCAAACGCUAGAGGUGAUCCUAGAUUGCCUUUGCAGCAGAGCAAUGCAGACAUGGGUUCUGACAGUACACAGAACAGAGCAGACACUUCUGCAUCUGUCCGGCUUCUCACGUACUCAACUCCUUCUGGCCAGUAUGAACUUUUAUUGUCCCCUAUUGACCCAACUUUAUCUCCUGCACGAGAAGCUCAGACUGGUUCCUCUGUUAGGGAUACUGAGAAUGCAUCUCAUCCUGUAAUUGAUCCUAUGGAGACUGAUGUGCCGGCUGAAGAGAGAAACAAUCAGUUUUUUCCUUUCAGUGACCCUGCAUACUGGGAAUUACCUUUCUUGCAAGGAUGGUUGAUUGGCCAAAGCCAAGCAGGCCGACGAGCUAUUCAUCCAGAGCAUAGUGGUGCCACGAACAGUGUAUCGGCUUAUGGUGAAGUAGAACAUCCUCCUGCAGUUCCGGCAGUCAUUUCAAACAGUAAUCAUCCAAGGUCUGGAAGAUCUGGUUCUCGCCACCGUUCUUCACGCUCUAGAGCGAUACCUGUUGCCGGAUCUAGUGAUAGUGCUGCUCCCAUUAAUAUUGUACAUGAUGAAAGUGAUUCUCAGGCUUUUAUGAGUCGAUUCCAGUCAGAGAUAGCUACUUCACUGACUGCAGCAGCAGCUUCUGAAUUGCCUUGUACUGUGAAACUCAGAGUAUGGCCUUAUGAUGUUAAGGCUCCAUGUGCUCCGCUUGAUGCUGAAAAAUGUCGCUUAAUCAUACCACAUGCUGUGCUUUGUAGUGAAAUGGGCGCCCACUUUUCACCAUGUGGGAGAUUCUUAGCAGCUUGUGUUGCAUGUAUUCUGCCCAACAUGGAAGCUGAUCCUGGUUUUCACGGACAAUUUCGUCAUGAUGCUGCAACUUCACCUACCAGGCAUCCAAUUGCAGCCCAUCGGGUUAUGUAUGAGCUACGGAUAUAUUCCUUGGAGGAGGCAACGUUUGGUUCAGUGCUUGUAUCUCGAGCAAUUAGAGCUGCUCAUUGUUUGACUUCUAUUCAGUUCUCUCCAACUUCUGAGCAUCUUUUACUUGCCUAUGGGCGUCGCCACGGUUCACUUCUGAAAAGUAUAGUGAUUGAUGGAGAUACAACUGUACCAGUUUACACGAUUCUUGAGGUCUAUAGAGUUUCGGAUAUGGAACUUGUGAGAGUUCUUCCCAGUGCGGAGGAUGAGGUUAAUGUCGCUUGUUUCCAUCCUUUGGUUGGUGGUGGCCUAGUAUAUGGAACCAAGGAAGGAAAAUUGAGAAUCCUCCAAUUUGAUAAAUCAAAUGGUUUGGACGGGACAGUAUCCUGUUUCCCUGAUGAAGACAUGCUUGAGGUCUCAACAUAUGCUUUAGAAGGCUAGAAACUUUGAAGAUAGCAGAUGGUUUUUAGCUGUAAAACUUGUAUUCAGGGUGUCAUGAAAAUAUACGUAUCAGGAGGCGGGUGGUUGCAAAAUUGUGUCUUGUUGAUGGUGGCUGUAUAGUUAAAUGUGUUGCUGCUGGUGGCAAAGAGAGGGUUUAUACUUACAGUUGUGUACUGACACUAGCCAUUACAGGCUGACUGAUCUUUUUCGUGUGCGAAAAACGUUGUGCUUAAACUACAAAGGUGGUUUCAGGAGAGCCACGGUUCUCCAUCUAGAGAAAUUAUACUAACUUUGAUAGAGGAAGUGUCGUCGGAAAGUUGCGAGGGGCGAAGAAGUUUGCUGUUUCUGCAAGUUGACAUUUCGUUAUAUUGUCAUAUGGUUUCAAAUGUACAUCAGAAAUUGAAAUAGACUAGUUAAUUUUCUUUCAAGUGAAAGGGGGUAAAAGAAAAGGAUAAGGAAAAAAAAGUCAGUUGCAAACAUUCAAGUGUUUAUAUGUAUUCAACUUUUUAUACUUUCUUUCAAAUGGUUUCUAUUUUGUUGACGUACUAAAAGAAAGAAAAGAAAAGAGUUAUCUUUCAAA